Messenger RNA from Cynara cardunculus var. scolymus (artichoke), 1146 nucleotides. RefSeq names its product 1-aminocyclopropane-1-carboxylate oxidase homolog 1-like. Lineage: Eukaryota; Viridiplantae; Streptophyta; Magnoliopsida; Asterales; Asteraceae. The coding region runs from base 1 to 1080 and encodes 359 amino acids. The transcript is spliced from 2 exons. The record is from RefSeq and is a predicted model, not a curated record.
AUGGCUACCACUGAAACCACACCUUCCAUCGUCCCAGAUUACGAUCGACCAACCCAACUCAAAGCCUUUGACCAAACAAAAGCCGGCGUCAAAGCCCUCGCCGAUGCCGGAAUCCGAGAAAUCCCAUGCAUCUUCAUUCACCAACCGGAACCCUUGCCCAAAACCUCCAUGCCUUUCGAGAUUCCAGUCGUUGACCUUGGAUCCAUCGAUAGAGCAUCGACGGUGGAGAAGAUCCGUGAGGCAUCGGAGAAUCUAGGAUUUUUUCAAGUGGUGAAUCAUGGGAUCCCAGUGAGUGUGAUGAACGACAUGCUUCAAGGUGUUGGUAGAUUUCACGACCAAGAUGUGGAGGUGAAGAAACGGUUUUACUCAAGAGAUCCUUCGAGAACAGUGGUGUAUAAUAGCAAUUUCGAUCUGUAUAGUUCCCCCGCCGCGAGUUGGAGGGACACCUUCUAUACAUUAAUGGCUCCGUCACCUCCGCCGCCGGAACAACUGCCGGAGGUUUGUAGAGACAUACAAAUUGAAUACUCUAAUCAAGUGCUGAAACUAGGUGGCGUCCUAUUCCGAUUGAUCUCGGAGGCGUUGAAGCUGAACCCUAAUCACCUUGGAGAUCUGGAUUGUGACAAGGGGCUUAUAUUCGCCGGUCAUUGUUACCCUGCUUGUCCACAACCAGAUCUAACCAUGGGUGCAGCCAAACACACAGACGAUGGAUUCCUUACUGUUGUUCUACAAGAUGAAAUCGGAGGCCUUCAAAUACUUCACAACCAACAAUGGAUUGAUGUUCCUCCAACCCCUGGUGCCCUCGUCGUCAACAUUGGAGAUCUAUUACAGAUGAUAUCGAAUGACAAAUUGAGGAGCGUGGAGCACAGAGUGGUUGCAAGCGAGAAAGGGCCGAGGGUAUCGGUGGCAUGCUUCUUCAGAACCUCCAGAGCGCCGUCGACGAAGGUGUACGGACCCAUCAAAGAGUUGGUUUCCGAUGACAACCCACCGAGAUACAGAGAAACCACCGUUCAUGAAUACAUUCAAUAUUCAUCCUCUAAGGGCCUUGACGGCGUUCCUCGUUUACUUCAUUUGAAGCUUUAAAUUACACAAUAUACCAUUAAAAACAAAAAACUCGAAACACUUACGUGGCGUUUGUUUUUUAAGAGG